Messenger RNA from Nycticebus coucang (slow loris), 1180 nucleotides. Its product is annotated as DNA fragmentation factor subunit alpha-like. The coding region runs from base 19 to 1014 and encodes 331 amino acids. Gene Ontology annotation, biological process: apoptotic DNA fragmentation; regulation of apoptotic process; apoptotic process. The record is from RefSeq and is a predicted model, not a curated record. Lineage: Eukaryota; Metazoa; Chordata; Mammalia; Primates; Lorisidae. The transcript has 2 exons. Gene Ontology annotation, molecular function: deoxyribonuclease inhibitor activity.
GCUCCCACCUUGGAAAGGAUGGAGGUGACUGAGGGCUUCGGGGCUCUGGAACCCGGUGAGAUCCGGAAUCUAAAGCCGUGUCUGCUGCGCAGCAACCACAGCUGCGAACAGCGUGGUGUGGCCGCCUCCUGUCUGGAGGAGCUGAGGAGCAAGGCCUGUGACAUUCUGGCUAUUGAUAUGUCUCUGACACCAGUUACCCUGGUCCUGGCAGAGGAUGGCACCAUAGUGGAUGAUGAUGAUUACUUCCUGUGUCUACCUUCUAAUACUAAAUUUGUGGCAUUGGCCAAUAAUGAGAAGUGGGUAUACAACAAUUCAGAUGGAGGUACAGCUUGGAUUUCCCAUGAAUCCUUUGAUGUAGAUGAAACAGACAGCAGGGCAGGGUUGAAGUGGAAGAAUGUGGCCAGGCAGCUGAAAGAAGAUCUAUCCAACAUCAUCCUCCUGUCGGAGGAGGACCUCCAAGCGCUCGUCGAUGUUCCAUGUUCAGACCUGGCUCAGGAACUAUGCCAAAGUUGUGCUACCAUCCAGGGGCUCCAGAACACACUCCAGCAGGUGCUUGACCAGAGAGAGGAGGCCUGCCAGUCCAAGCAACUCCUGGAGCUUUAUCUACAGGCUUUGGAGAAGGAGGGCAGCACCUUGUCAAAGCAGGAAGAGUCCAGAGCUGGUUUCAGGGAAGAGGUAGAUGCAGUUGACAUGAGGGUCAGCAGAGAGCUCUCCUCUGAAAUUGCACUGCCGGGCCAGAUCCUCACUGCACUGAAGGAGAAGCCUGCUCCAGAGCUCAGUUUAUCUAGUCACCAUUUGGAGUUGGUUACCAAAGAAGACCUCAGAGCACUGUCUCUUGCUUUGAACUGGGACAUGAAGAAGAUGGAAAAUGUCCAGCAGGCCUGUAAGCAGGAGCUCGCCCUGUGCCUGCAGCAGAUCCAGAGCCUGCAUUCUCUCCGGAACAUCUCGGCAAGGAAGAAUUCACUAUCUGAAGAACUGCAGAAUCUUAAACGAGCCAGACAAGAUCCCACAUAGUUAAAGCUGGAAAUAUGCCAGAGAAAAACCUGUGGCCUUGUUUUUGUUAUCCGUGAUACCUUUAACCUACACACUACUGUACCCCCUGCCUUUGGGUAUGUUCUGGAUCACAUUGGAAGGCUAGCUUUAUGCUCCCUCCAGAAAAGCUAUUCCAGGUCUCAACAUG